Messenger RNA from Acanthoscelides obtectus, 355 nucleotides. Lineage: Eukaryota; Metazoa; Arthropoda; Insecta; Coleoptera; Chrysomelidae. The record is from the annotation of a GenBank genome assembly.
AGUGAACACCACUACUAAAAAAAGGAUCUAAACCGAAUAUAGCUCUGCACGGAGCUGUGAACGCGUGGACAUUUCGCUGCGCCGACGGUUGCCGAGAGACUGAAGCGUGCGAAUGCUCGAGGUACAGCAUUCACAGUCUCUCGGCAACAGUCGGCGCAGCGGAAUGUCUACGCGUUCACAGCUCCGUGCAGAGCUCGAAAGUGAUAGUCUAUAAUUGACAGUAUCCUGCUUUGGCACUAUUUUUACUAAAUAUGGUGCAAAAAAUCAGGUGCUGAUUCUCUGGCGUUUUCAAACCUGGAAUCUCAGCCCUGUGUUUAGGAAACUACAAUGUCUUACUUUGGUGGUUAGAGGAUAU